AGACACUGCCAGCCAUAUCCUGCCUCUGAAAAAUAUAACAGUUUUUUAGCAUUUUUUAACGCACAAAGAGCAGGCUUGCCUCGCCCUAUCUGCCCAUUUUUUCUUGUUCAGACCAAAACGACGCCGUGUUUCUUUGUCAGAGCGGGACAAAAUGGUUUGCGCCGAGCAGGAUAGGAGGACCGUUCAGCUGCUGAGCGCGCUCCUGCUGCUGCUGUCGCUCUCCGGUUGUUCAAGCAUGGAUGUGCUAGUGGCCAGCAAGAUCAAUGCACUGAAUGGAACAACGGUCAAAAUCUCGUGCACAUUCACUUCCUGUUAUAAGAUGGAUGUCACCAAGUUUGCCAUGAACUGGACCUACCAGGAAACAUUAAACGACACAGAAGAGAUGUUUAUGACAUACUACAGUAAGAAGGGAAUGGUGCCUCUGCGUUCAGACCGUUUUGGGGAGAGAGUUGUGUUUGCCGGGAAUUUGGAAAAGAACGACUUGUCAAUCACUCUAUCAGAUGUCCAGCUGAAGGAUGAGGGCUUUUACAACUGCUAUGUGAGAAAUCCCCCAGACCGCAUCCAGGGACAUGGUGUCAUACAGCUCAACGUUGUCACCGAACUUCCCCCUCCUCGGGACUCAACCAUUGCAGUUGCGAUUGGGGCAUCAGUAGGCGGAGCAUUGGCUCUGGUCAUCCUGUCCAUGGUCGUUGUGAAAUGUCUCCGUCGACACAGGAAACAGGAACUGAUGUCAGAGGAAAAGAUGGAGGAGGAAGGGAAACUUGAAGCCGAAGGUGUUGCAGAGGAGGGAACCAAACAGGUAUAACGUGGUCAGCAGACUGAGCCAGUGGCCUGUGGAGCUCUCCCCUCCCCCUCUGACAUGCGUACCCCCUACCUGAAGAUCUAUAGUAACCACUGCUUGAAUCAUCAUCCCGUGAUUCCGUCCACCUCCUUCUGCAUGUGAAUGUCUGUGUGUGUGUCGGUGCGCGUGUGCUUAUGUCUGAGUGUGAGAGAGUAUUUCUACAUGUCUGUGUGUCUGUGUGAGGUGUAUUUUUGCUCCUUGAAAGAAGCCAGGGAACUUUUCUCCACAGCUGUCUGCUCUCCUGCAUCCCCACACGUCACCACUUUACAUAUCACUUUCGCACUAGCUGCAACUAGACAUUAGCAACAUAGACAUCCGACCUUCGCACUACCAAGCAUGCCAUCAUCUUAGCAAACUCCAAGACAGGCACCUGUCCGCCUAGGACAGCCCUGUCUACAGGAAUGACAACAGUGUGUCUGUAUAUGGAUGAUAAUAAAAAAUAUAAGAUGACUUGUGGUAUGCACAGAUAUAGUACAUUUUAGUUUCAAUCACUAUUAUUGAUAUGGACUAUGUGUUUCUUUGUAUUAGAGAUAUAACUUUCACAAUUUUGCACAUACAGUGGAAAAAAUAUGGAUGACCAUGUUGAAUAUUCUUUCAGACAUCUCUGCUACAAUCCAAACAAAACAAGCAAUAGUACCAGAUGAGGAGAAGGGAAGGGGACAUCUUACCAAAUUUGUUGAUCGUAUGAUGGUAUAUUUUUUUCUUUCUUUCUUUCUUUCUUUCUUUCUUUCUUUCUUUCUUUCUUUCUUUCUUUCUUUCUUUUCUUUUCUUUUCUUUUCUUUUUUUUGACUUACACAUGAAGCAAAAUAUACUGCAGAAACAUGUAGGCAUGACAUGUGACUGCUUGCAUGCAAUCCAUGUUGCGUCCCGCCUUUACUGAUGAUAGUACUGGAAAUAUAGAAAAGAUUGUAGCUGACCAGAGUAAAGCACACAGAAACACACUGUGUGACCAAAGACCAAUGAUACAUACAGUAAGUAGUAAGAUGAGGAAUUAGAUUCAAUCAUUAGAAUUCAAAAACAAAUGGUGAGAGAUGUUUAUAAAUAGGAACUAUAUAAUGUAUGAUUAAGAAUGUUUCAUAUGCGUAAAGACCAUGAAAUGUUUACGAUAUUCAUCAAACAAAAUAUAAAGUUGAGGUGAUUGAUAAAGAUGUAAACAAUAUGAUUUUUUAUAAGAUACAUUAAAGGAAUAUAUAAAAAGUAGUUUAUCAUUUAUAUGUCAGAUGUAAACUAUAUGAGAUGCUUGUAAGACAUUUUACAUAGUAUAAUGAUAUUUGUUUAUGAUUGUAAGAAGAUAUAUGAUAAUUAAUUUAAAUAACAUUAAAAUAUUUACAUUAUUGUGAGAUAAUUAUGAUGAAGACAAAUGAUCUAUCAUGCUCUCUAGGUGACAUUAGAUAUUCAUUUUAUCUUGUGUAAAUAAAUGAUUUAUGGAGCCUUGUUUUCUAUAAUUUGUUCCCUUUCCUACCACAACCCAAAGCCUGACCCUGACUGAAUCUAAUCCCUGACCUAUUAUAAUUAUUUUAAAAUCUCAGACCAACAGAGAGGGUUUAUUGACCUGCAUGUUCUAGCCCUGCUUUAGAACAUGGUUAUACAGUGUCAUCAUGCUCCAAAACCAGAUAAAUUAGAUGUUUAAGCAAUGAAAGGAUUGUACUGUAUUAUACAGAAUGCAUGUUGAAACUGAGCAUAGCCAAAAGCAAAAAAAAAUGUGAUGUAUAUAACAGUGAGGAAAAAAAAUAAUAUUCAGUCAAAUUUUAAAAUAAAUGAGACGGCAGAAGUUCUGGAGCAAUCAAUCAAUAAACCAAUAUUGUAGCUUACCUGGAGUUACAUUUCAGUUUCAUCAGAUUUUUAAUAUGCGAGGCCCUGAUUUCUAAAAUGCUACACUCAAAUGAAUGUUCACAUAUUUCAUUUAUAUAAGUGUCAGAGGCAUGUUUCCUGCUGUAAGACAUUUCAAAAAGUUUAAGCCUUCAGAAAAAUUCACACUGUGAUAUGGGGGGAAAAAAUAAUGUGCCAUCUCGCCUCUUUUAUUAAAUGUUCUCAGAACUCAUUCCCUUUUUUUUUCUCGAGAGGAACCAUAGCACCCAAUAAAAACCCUUUAACCCCUUAUUGUUUUGUAGUGUUUACUUGUCAUAAAUUAGGCCUGCUUUAUCUCCAAAGUCAUGCCGGUAUAUUUUCUUGGUUUUGUGGUCUGUUUUGUUUUUGUGCUUCAUUGCUGCAUUCAGUUGUGCUUGGAAGUGGAAAUGAUAAACGUCUAAGUUUGUAUUCACAACCUCUGACUAAGGAUAAGCCAGAUAGUCAGGAAAUCACACUUUAAGUUACAGAAAAUUUGUUAGUAUGAACCCAGUACCUGUGAUAGGGUUAGAGAGAGGAUGAGCUCAGUUCCACCACAAGCAAGCUGGUGUUAUGUUGUUCUCCAUUCCCAAUGAAUAAGAGCAAAGGAGAAAAUGUUUUCUGCCCCCACCCCAAGCCAUCCAGCUCUGACUACAGAUCCGAACACAACUAUUCAGGCUGGGCUUUUGGACGCAGUUACGAUUGUGACUGUGAUGUAGUUGGCACAGGCCUGUGUCUAAUCUAAAUGUGUUUUAGUGCUUUUGCAUGGAAAAAUAUGGAUACCCACAUAGAAAUCCCCAGGAAACUUUACAUGGCAAUUGUUCAAACUUGCCGAGCAUAUUAAGAGGAUCAUCAGUUAUUACCAUGUCGCUGGUGACAAUAAGUGGCAUGUAAGUAGGGGCAAACUGUCUUCCUCAUGAAAAAGUACAAUAGUCUAUAUGCUGAAAUGACAGUUCCCGGCUCAAGAACAAAUGUAUGGCAGUUUGAUAAAGUAAAAACUGUUGGAAAGAGAAAUCUGUGGAAAACUUGGGCUACACUGUUCCUACCUGGGCUUCCAUCCAGGAAUCCUGAUUUGAAUUCUGUUUGACAUUUCAGAGGAGGAAAAUAUGUGUGUGUUUGUUUUCUCAACCUUCGAGCACAAGUGCAUGCAACAUAACUCCAACCAGCACUCAUUUAAUCAUGAUGGAGAUCACAUAGUGAGAAUAGGAAUAGGUCUGUGUAAACCUCACCUUAUCAAGAUGGCAUAUGGAAAAAAAUGUGUGGCUGUUACAAAAGAUGCACUGCUUGACUAUUGUAUGGUGAAUGGCAAGCUGAAUGUUGAAGACAUUGCUUUGAUAAAACACAUUUAAUCACCGCAUAUGUUUUUCAUAUUACACAGCAUGUCUAGUUUGUUUACCUGUGAUGUUCUAUGAUGUUAUAAACUGUUGUGAUGAAGAGACUAGCUACACUGACAAAGACACCAUUUAACAGUGGCAGCGAUGAAGAGCAAGUCGACUGAAAAGCCCCUGACAAACUGGUGAAAUUUCUCACUCUGCAUCUGUCAUAGAGUUUGCAUUACUUUUUUUAAUGUCUUAGCCGGAUUAGCUAUUUCUUUUAUCUACAGUACUGUGGUUAGUUAGUUAAUCUGGUGUGUUACCCUUGCCAAACCUUUGGGUGAUGCUGUUGGAGAAAAAGGUACACUGACCAUUUUUGACAAUGUACUAUAUUGUGAGAGCUAAUCCUUCAUUGAGGUCUUAGUUUUUUUUAAUAAUGUUUUAUAAUGUCUCUAAUUUUUUUUUUAUAUAUUUUCCAACACUGUAAGUUAUGUAUUGCUCUGAAAUUUUAGCACAUCCCUGGUAUCACAAAAAUAGUCUGUUCACAAUCUUUGUUGGUGUAUUAAUAAUAAUAAACAGUGAAAAUUGGUCAUUUUACACAGUGCCAAUUAUUUGGUGAGGAACAACGUCAGAGAGACAAUUUGACAAUUUAUCAGGACUACUGAACUGGUUUACAAAAUCCUUAUAAUUAAGGGAGUUGCUUUAGCUGGGGAAAGCCCUAAUUCUGUCACAUUAACUGGGACACUGCCUGUCCGUGUGUGAUCAUGCAUGUUUUAAGCUGCAGGGUCCAUGUGCUGGACCUUCAAGGUGAUGACAGGUAAACAUUUGGGGUAAAUUUAGUGCACUUUUAACCGAGAAAGUUUGCAGGCAAUAUUCCUUCAUGAAUACUGUAUAUAUUUCAACAAACUAACAUAUCAUUUUCAUAUCUAGCCGAGCAUAGUCCAGCAGAAUUGUUAAAAGAAAAAAAACAUAUCACCAUGUACUAGAGAGAUUUAUCAUUGUGCAUCAUAUGCUACCCUUUUUCUGACUAUGAAUUUGCCCUAAAUAGUUGCUUGAGUAUCACUUAAAAACAACAGUCAACACCAAACUUAUGCUUGCACUGUGCUGCCUCUGCACAAGCAGUUGUCGCCACAGUAUGUAUUUUGAAAUAAAGAUGAUUUAGAACAAUG
Messenger RNA from Myripristis murdjan (pinecone soldierfish), 5147 nucleotides. RefSeq names its product sodium channel, voltage-gated, type II, beta. Gene Ontology annotation, cellular component: plasma membrane. The record is from RefSeq and is a predicted model, not a curated record. Lineage: Eukaryota; Metazoa; Chordata; Actinopteri; Holocentriformes; Holocentridae.